Molecule: messenger RNA, 2684 nt
Organism: Diprion similis
Lineage: Eukaryota; Metazoa; Arthropoda; Insecta; Hymenoptera; Diprionidae
Gene: Nep2
Product: neprilysin-2
Exons: 10
Coding region: 234-2573 (779 amino acids)
Biological process (GO): protein processing
Cellular component (GO): plasma membrane
Molecular function (GO): metalloendopeptidase activity
Source: RefSeq, a predicted model, not a curated record
CUGGGCCAGUCCGGCAGUCAGAGUCCGAUCCGAUCCCAACAAUCAGUGGAUCCAAACCGCGCGAACCAAAUAGCCGAUAAGAGCCCGAGGACUUCCCGAAGGCUCGAGUGAAAAUUUUUGGAAACGGAUCGGCUAUUUGUUCCGGGGACGAUUCACAAGAUUUCUUCGUGGUAACUAUUUACCUGAAACUAAUCGCUGGUGCAGCAAGUGUUAUGUACUAGUGCCGCUACAAAAUGACAACCAGUAUGAAGCAGACAGUUAUAAAAAAUCCAACAUGGUGGAAACGGCGGUCGGCAAUGGAACGAGGCCUGACCAUCGUGGCCGUGACCGGAGUCCUCCUCUGCGUGGCUCUGGCCGUGGGUCUGGCGGUAGUUGCCACUUCUACAGGUCCCUGCGACAUCUCGGCUUCAAAUUCUGUGGCCGCUAACAGAGAGAUGCUACCAUCCACAGCAUCAGCAGCCCUGGAAUAUAACCCAUCGUCUAGAGAGCCAUCGAUAUUCACCAAAGGAGAUGAUGAGAACGAAAUUAUGAUAUGUUUCUCACCGGAAUGCGUUCACACUGCUUCCAAAGUAUUGGAGAACAUGAACCCAGAGGUCGAGCCCUGUGAUAAUUUCUAUGAGUUUGCUUGUGGAGGAUUCGAAGCCUCGACUAUAAUCCCUGAUGACAAAACUAGCGUCAAUACAUUCUCCGUAAUCAGCGAUAAACUUCAGGAACAGUUGAGGGCGAGUAUAGAAGAACCAAUUCGUGAUGACGAGCCAAAGCCCUUCAGGCUUGUGAAGAAUUUGUACAAGGCUUGCAUGAACAAAACUGCCAUCGAAAAGGUGGGCCUGAAACCACUUCACAGAAUUCUGAAACAACUCGGGGGCUGGCCCGUAAUCGAGAAAGACAAUUGGAACGAGAACGACUUCAAUUGGGUGGAUAGUGUUUACAGGUUUCGAAAAAUCGGCUACUCGGUGGAUUACUUUCUCGACUUCAGUAUCGGCGUCGAUUUAAAGAACAGCACUAAACGUAUAAUUGACUUUGAUCAAGCCUCGCUGGGUCUAUCUCGUGAAUAUUUAUCCAAAGGUCCAGAAGACAAAAUAGUCAAGGCUUACUUCGAGUACAUGGUUGACAUAGCGGUGAUCCUAGGAGCCGAUGAAGACAGAGCAAGACGGGAACUGUCCGAUUCCCUAGAAUUCGAAAUCAAGUUGGCAAAUAUUUCGCUGCCUAACGAGAAACGUCGAAACGCUACUCUCCUCUACAACCCCAUGACAGUAGCAGAACUGAAAAAGAAUUACCCCAGCGUAGAUUGGAAGGUUUACAUCAACACCUUGAUGGCGGGCAGAGUACACGUCGAUGACGACGAGAUCGUAAUCGUAAACGUGCCCAGCUACAUCAGCGACCUCGAAACGCUCAUGACGGUUACCCCGAAAAGAGUUCAGGCAAAUUAUGUAAUUUGGAGAGCCACGGGAGCUUCCGUCAGUUACCUGAAUGAACUCAUCAGGAAUAGACAGUUAGACUACUCCACGGCACUGAGUGGUAAGACGGAAAGAGAAGCAAGGUGGAAGGAGUGUGUAGACAUCGUUUCGAGCAGCUUGGCCGGCAGUACUGGUGCUCUUUACGUGAGGAAGUACUUUAAGGAAGACGCAAAGAAGAAUGCGGUUGAAAUGGUCGCUGAUAUUAGGCACGAGUUCACAAAGAUCCUUGAAAAGGUCGACUGGAUGGAUGAGAAAACGAGAAAGGCUGCCCUGGAAAAAGCUGCGUCAAUGGCAACUCACAUCGCUUACCCGGACGAGCUUCUCGACGAUAAGAAACUCGAGGAAUUCUAUGACGGUCUGGAGCUCAGCCCCAAUGAUUACAUGGGCAGCAUCCUUAAUCUGACUCUUUUUGGAACCGAAUAUUCCUUCGAAAGGCUAAGAAAACCAGUAAACAAAAGUGACUGGGUCAGCCAUGGCCGUCCAGCGAUUGUCAACGCAUUCUAUUCUUCGAUUGAAAAUAGUAUUCAAUUUCCGGCUGGUAUCCUGCAGGGAGCUUUCUUCAAUAACGAUCGCCCCCGGUACAUGAACUACGGUGCAAUUGGUUUCGUUAUUGGCCACGAGAUAACCCAUGGGUUUGAUGACCAGGGUAGGCAGUUCGAUAAGGAGGGAAAUCUGGUGGACUGGUGGGAGUCGGAAACGAAGGAAAGGUACUUGGAAAAAGCAGAAUGCAUCAUCUAUCAGUACGGGAAUUACACGGUGGAAUCUGUUGGACUGAACUUGAACGGGAUCAACACCCAAGGUGAGAACAUUGCCGACAACGGCGGAAUCAAGGAAGCGUACCUGGCCUACAAGGAUUGGGUAAAGAGAAACGGCCCCGAGCCCAAGCUGCCAGGUCUUAAGUACACGCCUGAGCAAAUGUUCUGGGUUAGCGCUGCCAACACUUGGUGCAGCAAGUACCGACCGGAAGCAAUAAAGCUCCGCAUCACGACUGGCUUCCAUAGUCCGGGAGAGUUUAGGGUUCUUGGACCGUUAUCGAACAUGAAGGAAUUCGCCGCGGAUUUCAACUGCCCGAUAGGUUCGGCUAUGAAUCCGGAACGGAAAUGUUCAGUUUGGUAGACUUUGACAGUCUAAUUCGUUUGCAAGUCACGACGUGUUGUGCGUUGGUUAUAGAAAAUUACAACUUUCGUCAAUUUUCCGAUCAACAAGCUUGGGUUUUCCGUCGAAGAU